AUGAUGAACGGAGGUCGAGCACGCGUGCCGAAGUGCGCUCGCUGUCGAAACCAUGGGCUCAUAUCCAGUUUGCGGGGCCACAAGAAGGCUUGCGCAUACAGGCAUUGCCAGUGUCCGAAAUGUGGUCUAAUCAAGGAGAGGCAGCGGAUUAUGGCAGCACAGGUGGCAUUGAAAAGGCAACAAGCAGCUGAAGACAAAAUUGCCUUGCAUUUAGCGUCGGUGGAGAGCGGAACAGCUUUGGAGUCUUUGCCACCAGGCCGCAUCUAUGGGAUGCGAGUGACCGGUCCCUGCCCGAGUCCCGGGCCUGAACCGGAUUCCGCACACGAGGAUCAAACUACGAUACACAUUGACAGCGAAACGAGCGACUCCACACAGGACUGCUGCAGCACUUCACCCGAUUCUGCUGGAAAUGCUACUUUGGCUUCUAGAGGCAUCGGAAACGAAGACCCGACUGACGCCGAGGGUACAGUCAGCACGGCCGGUUUGGAAAUGCUUAAGAAAUUGUUUCCGGGUAAGAAGCGGUCAGUGUUGGAGUUAGUACUGCGACGCUGCAAUCACGACUUACUGCGAGCCGUGGAACACUGCAACGCUAUACAUGGUUAUCAUGAAAAUAUGAUCACGACGAGUGCCGGAACAUCGAACGCCAGUUACGAGGCGUCCGUGUCAAGCUCGGAGGAAGUCGACGCGAGAUGGUCGGCGUUCCGACCGGUGGGGCCUCGGGCACCACUUCUGCCAGCUCUAGUUAUGGGCAGGGUCUGCGGGUCUGAAUGGCUGGUGCCACUGCCAGCGCUACCCACGCUCUCCACCCCACUGCUGCUACCGUUGCAGCACCCACACGCGCCACCAGCUCCCUGCAACCCAUGCACCCCAGACUGUAGACAAUGUAGUAACCGCCAU
Molecule: messenger RNA, 897 nt
Organism: Iphiclides podalirius (scarce swallowtail)
Lineage: Eukaryota; Metazoa; Arthropoda; Insecta; Lepidoptera; Papilionidae
Source: the annotation of a GenBank genome assembly